Molecule: messenger RNA, 1021 nt
Organism: Pectinophora gossypiella (pink bollworm)
Lineage: Eukaryota; Metazoa; Arthropoda; Insecta; Lepidoptera; Gelechiidae
Product: cuticle protein 16.5-like
Exons: 2
Coding region: 14-955 (313 amino acids)
Source: RefSeq, a predicted model, not a curated record
UAGCAGCACCAACAUGUACGCCAAGCUGAUCGUCGCUCUCUGCGCCCUGGGCGUUGCCAACGCCGGUGGUCUCCUCGGAGCCGCUCCCUUGGCUUACAGCGGCCACGCAUACGCCGCCCCGGCCGUCGCGACCUACGCCGCCGCCCCGGCGGUCGUCACCAAGACCAUCUCCCCGGCUGUGUCUUCCUACUCAUCCUAUUCGACCCACACCGCUCACGGCUCUCCCGUCGCCUACGCCGCCCCCGCUGCGUACGCCGCUCCCGCCGUCGCCACAUACGCCGCUGCUCCCGCGGUUGUGACUAAGACCAUCACCCCCGCCGUGUCUUCCUACUCCGCGUACUCGACCCAGACCGCUCAUGGCUCUCCCGUGGCCACCUACGCCGCUGCCCCUGUUGUGGCUAAGGCUAUCGCUCCCGUCGCCUACGCCGCUCCCGCCGUGGUUGCCAAGACCUACGCCGCUCCCGCCGUCGCGACCUACGCUGCUGCCCCCGCGGUUGUAACCAAGACCAUCUCCCCCGCCGUGUCUUCCUACUCUGCCUACUCCACCCACACCGCGCACGGCUCUCCCGUCGCCACCUACGCCGCUGCCCCCGUUGUGGCUAAGGCUAUCGCUCCCGUCGCCUACGCCGCUCCCGCCGUGGUUGCCAAGACCUACGCUGCUCCUGCUGUGUCUUCCUACUCUUCGUACUCGACCCACACUGCCCACGGAUCCCCCGCCGUAGCCUACAGCGCCCCCAUCGUCGCUAAGACCUACGCCGCUCCCGCUGUGGCGGCUUACGCUGCUGCCCCCGCCGUGGCCUACAGCGCCCCUGUGGUCGCUAAGACCUACGCCGCCCCCGCCGUCGCAACUUACGCGGCCGCCGCCCCCAUCCUGAAAUCCGCUGUGGCGUACUCCGCCGCCCCCGCUGUGUCUCACCUGUCCUACAGCGGACACGGUGCUAACUAUGGUUGGUAACUGAAUCCUCGAAUAAUUUAUUGUAAAUAGACCAAUGUAAAAUAAACGACUUGCCAUACAAAAUUA